UGCAAAAGUCAUCCACCCCGUCCUCGUAUCCCCAUCUCUCUUCUCAUCUUCCAUCUACUCAUUACUCAUCAUGGGCUACACGACACCCCGAUGGGUGCGCCUCUGGCUCGCUCUGUCCUCCGUCAUCGUCCUGUGGGACGUGGGCUAUUGCCUCGUCCGCCCUCGCUCCUUCCCCGGUGGAAGCCUCGCCUGGAUAUGGGCGCCGUACAACAUGGUGCCCUACGUCGACGUCGACUGGCUGUACGGCUGGCCAGCCUUCGAAAACGGCGACGGCUUCACCAACGCCCAAGCCGUCAUGAACAUCGUCGAGACCAUCUUCAACUUUGUUUCCUUGUGGCUCGGCGACCACCCUGCUGCCCCCGUCAUUGCUCUCAUGUCUCUCGUCAUGACGGCGAGCAAGACGGAUCUCUACCUUCUUCAAGAAGUGUUCUGCGGCUGGUGCAACACGGGCCACAACCCCCGCCUCCGCUUCUGGACCGUGUGGGUCAUGACAAACUGCACAUGGAUCGUCGUGCCCACCAUCGCCGCGGCUGCCCUCGCUUGGGGACUCAUUCGCGAUCUCUCACGCCACAGUGCUCGUUUGGACGGGCUCAAGCACCACGCUGUAGCCGUGCAGUCGCCUCAGGCGAUUGUCGCCAAGGCAGAGAAGGCUCGUGACCCCUUCCCCCACGCGGUGGGCGGCGCCCCUCUUCCUCUCACAUUCCACCCGCGUGACCGGCCCGUGCUUGUCGUCGGCUCGAACCGGCUCGCCGCCUCACGCGUGCUGACGCUUCUGGAGGCUGACGCCGUGGUGCACGUCGCGAGCGGACGGGAGCUGUCGGAGCUUCCUGAGGAGAUCCAGUGGCGGGCCAGCAACAAGGAGGUGCACUACACCCGUUUCUCGGGCGGGCGGGACGAGUGGGAGCAGUUCAUGCGCGAGCAGGGCAUUACCCUCGUCGCCGUCACCGACACUCUCAUCUCCUCUGGAGCACCCUCCCUCGAAACCGCUCAGGCCAUCCACGCCGCCGCCAACGCCCUCCGUAUCCCGAUCAACGUCUCCGACCGUCCUGACUUUUCGACCUUUACCUUCCCCUCUGUUCACCGCUUCGCUGGCGCCGACGGCCCGUCCAACCUCCAGGUCGCUGUGAGCACGAACGGCAAGGGAUGCCGCCUCGCAGGCCGUAUUCGCCGUGAGAUCGCCGCCAAGCUCCCCGCCAACGUCGGCGCCGCAGUUGACAACAUCGGCCAGCUGCGUGCGCGUGCCAAGCCCACCAUCUCGGACGACGACUCCAUCACACCACUCAACAAGCCUGUCUCCCAGAAGGGUGGUGAGGACCACCUCCGCCGCAUGCGUUGGGUGCAUCAGAUGAGCGAGUACUACAGUUACGACCAGCUUGCUGCGCUUUCCGCAGGCGAGAUGGACUCUGUGCUCGAGGGAGAGGCUCCUUACCCACUUCCGCACCACGAGGGCGGGAUUGCUAAGCGCGGCCGCAUCCUCCUGGUUGGCUCUGGUCCCGGGCACCCUUCCCUCCUCACUGUGGCAGCGCGGCAUGCUCUGAACAACGCGACCCUCAUUCUGAGCGACAAGCUCGUGCCGGCCGAAAUCAUCGCCCUCAUCCCCAAGACAACCAAGCUGCAUAUCGCCCGCAAGUUCCCCGGCAACGCCGACAACUCGCAGAACGAGAUGAUGGAGCUCGCGCUGGCUGGCGCAAGGGCCGGAGAGACGGUCGUGCGCCUCAAGCAGGGCGAUCCCUUCGUGUACGGGCGUGGCGGCGAGGAGGUCCUCUACUUCCGCGAGCACGGGUUCGAGGCCACCGUGGUCCCCGGCGUGAGCUCCGCCCUCGCUGGUCCGCUCAUGAUGGGCAUCCCCGUGACACAGCGCGGCGUCGCCGACACGUUCGUGAUGUGCACGGGCGCCGGGCGUGGGGGAGCUGCUGUCCAGCUUCCGGGGUAUCAGAAGAGCAAGACGCUCGCGAUCCUUAUGGGUGUCGCACGCAUCGACACGGUCCUCGCCGCCCUGACUGGCCCCGACGGGCCACAGCGCGACGGGGCAGCGUAUCCCCGCCACCUGCCGAUCGCGAUCGUGGAGCGCGCGUCGUCGCCCGACCAGCGUGUUAUUCUCUCCACCCUCGAGAACGUCGCGGGCGCGAUCCAGAGCGUGGACCAGCGCCCGCCCGGUAUGAUCCUUGUGGGGUGGGCGGCCAUGUGUCUUGAGGGCAAGGGGCGAGUGGAUAUUCUUGACGGAGCGGACGAGAAGGAGGCGGUUGAGACGUGGCUGGCUGGAGAGCGGUUUAGGACACGCGAGGGCCUGCCAGCUGACUGGAGCUGGUUCCCGAGUGCAUAAUGUAGUAGAGUUUAAUAGCAUAACAUAGCAUAGCAUUGCAUUGCAUGGAUCGUC
This is a messenger RNA of Cutaneotrichosporon oleaginosum, 2377 nucleotides long. RefSeq lists its product as uncharacterized. Gene Ontology annotation, biological process: siroheme biosynthetic process. Lineage: Eukaryota; Fungi; Basidiomycota; Tremellomycetes; Trichosporonales; Trichosporonaceae. Gene Ontology annotation, molecular function: uroporphyrin-III C-methyltransferase activity. The record is from RefSeq and is a predicted model, not a curated record.